GCUCUGCAACUUUUCCUACCAUUCAGUCACGGGAUGAUUUUUUAAUAGCUCUCUUUAUCUUUAAUCUCUAUCGUCAUCUAUCUACUUAAAUAUAGUUAAAUUAUUUAUCCAAACUUCCUUCCCACAUCCUAUUAUGUGUAGUUAGUUGUUACGCCAGUGUUGGUUUCGUUACCACUUUUAUACGGUCGUCUCCUGGCUGGAUUGCUCUCUAUUUUGAUAUUAAAGAAAACAACCUUGUUUUAUCGGACGUGUAGUUUCGUGGGUUAUCUUAAUUUGGGUUUGGAUGACUAACGAUUCUGGACCAGAUAAGACGAGAAAUAUCAAUCCACUUAUCAUAAUCCUCCUCCUAGAGUAUGACUGGCUGGCGAUGUGGCAUUCCAUAGCGUGUUUGUGAGGCUGGAUUGUGAUUUGUGGUGUCGAGUUUCGAGUCCAAACUUUCGACCGGCGAAUUAGGCGAAUGUCAAAUCAUUAAGUCAUCUACCGUCUCACCGUUCAAAUACCGUUGUGUCUCUGAUCCAGCUCUAAUAACCUGAAGUUACAAAUAAUGUCUUGCCAUUUUUGAAGCUACGUCGUCGUCGUCAAUUAGCCAACACCUUUUACUUCUAGUCAUCUUUACCACAUAUCCGAGCAUUGGACGUUCCCAUAUACUCAACCAGAUGUCUUUUUGAUCUAUCCAGUAUCGCAGUCAACGAAUUUCAGAAGUAGUGACCCUGCUGACCUCAUCAUAAAUCGUCCCCCAAAAAUAAGUUUAUCCCCCUAAACGACAAGAUGGCCUCCUCCACCCUCACAGCCUCUGAGAUGAAACUGAAGCGAAAGUCUCGCUGGUUUUUUGGUGGAAUUGCCUCAUCUGCCGCGGCCUGCAUUACCCAUCCACUCGACCUGAUCAAGGUGCACAUGCAAACUCAGCAAGAAGGAAAGUUGACGAUGGCUGGACAAUCGGUCAAGAUCGUGCGGACUCAGGGGUUCCUAGCCCUUUACAACGGUCUCUCCGCCUCCAUCCUUCGCCAAGCAACCUACUCCACCACACGAUUUGGCAUCUAUGAGGUGGGCAAGACGUAUCUGACCCCGCCUGGGGCUUCGGAUAUUUCUUUUCUCCAAAAAGUGGGUCUAGCUGGCUUUGCGGGCGCGUGUGGCGGCUUUGUCGGGACACCCGGUGACAUGAUUAACGUCCGUAUGCAGAACGAUAUCAAACUUCCUCCUGAUCAAAGGCGAAACUAUAAACACGCGAUCGAUGGGGUGUUCCGCAUUCUGCGAGAGGAGGGCCUACCGCGUCUCUUUUCCGGCGCCUCCACCGCCACGACACGUGCCAUUGUAGUGACGAUCGGGCAGCUCAGCUUUUACGACCAAGUGAAAGUCAUCCUUCUUGGUACGGGUGUCUUUGGCGACAAUGUUCUCACCCACUUCCUCUCCUCGCUAUCAGCCGGAGCAAUCGCCACUUUUAUGACUCAACCCUUAGACGUAAUCAAGACAAGACAGAUGAAUGCGAAACCUGGGGAGUUUAAGAGUUUGUUUCAUCUCAUCACCUACACGGCGCGUCUCGGACCAUCCGGUUUCUUCAAGGGGUUUGUCCCAGCUUUUGUUCGCUUAGGACCGCACACGAUCUUCCUCUUCCUCAUUCUCGAACAGUUGAGGGCGAACUUGGGCUAUCUCCCAGCUGAAGACUCAGUUCCGGAUAGGAAGAAUUAAAAAACUCUUCUACUACUCCUCAUUCUGCCUAAUUUUUGCUUAAUUAGUUAUUUAAUUAAUUAUGGACUUGAUCUAAUAAUGAGCAUUUCAUGACAUUUUAUUACUUGCUACUUGCCAGCUAAAAAGAUUAUUUUGGAAACAAGAAGAACGAAUUAUCUAUUUUGUAUCUUACGUUACGUUACUUGCCAAAUUAACUCUCUUGUUUCAUUAGCACGUCGUCGUGAGUGGAAAUGACCUGACGUAAUUUGGCGAUAUAAGGAUUAUGCAAUUGAGAUGAACUUGGAUAAGACAGUUGACAAUAUAGAUAAACGAGCUAGUGUCGAGAUAAUGUCGAUUUAGUGACUGGUAAAUAUGCUCUGAGUCUCAAAUUACUGAAGGACAGAGAAAGAAGAACGACCUAAAUAAUGGGAAUUUAAUACUAAAUGUGAUUCACAAAUAGUUUUAAGAGUCGAGUGGUCCAUUGUGUUGUAUCUUGUAUAGUCAUAUUAUCGAACAAAAUGUAAAACAUGUCCCGCAGAUUUUAUGCUGAUUUCUAAAUGUUCAAAGUGUUUUACUUAAAGUUGAUAUUUUUGUUCUGUUACGUCUUGUUUAAGAAACUUUAGAGGUCCAAUGUUAUCAAUCCACAGGAAAAUGGGAGGUGGAAAAGGGAUGUAGUUGUUACUAGAUGUUGAUAUUUUUAUGUGACGCUAAUCAUCAAUGUGAAUUCCAAAAACAUUCGUAAUAAUCAUGAAGUAAAUGUGUAGUCGUGUCGUCGUAUCGUUAGUCAAUCAUGUCAAUAUUUAAUUUAAAUGAACUACUACUACGUAUAUAUAUAUAGAUUACAUAUACGACCUGUCAAGUGUCAGUUUCAUUAUUGUUCCAAUUAAUAGUUGAGCGAGACUCAUCCUGUGAUGAUGGUGUGCUAGUAAAUUAAACAGUAAUUAUAGUGGACAUUCCUUAAUUAAACGUUCAUGGUGGUGCAUAGCUCUCUAUCAAUGAUUUAUGUCAUUUUGUAGUUGGGUGUGUUUAAAUUUUAAUUGGAAAAUUACAGUAGUUCUGCGAAAUAAAACAAACGAACUGAAGAAAAGA
Molecule: messenger RNA, 2754 nt
Organism: Folsomia candida
Lineage: Eukaryota; Metazoa; Arthropoda; Collembola; Entomobryomorpha; Isotomidae
Gene: Dic1
Product: mitochondrial dicarboxylate carrier
Exons: 7
Coding region: 769-1686 (305 amino acids)
Biological process (GO): thiosulfate transport; succinate transmembrane transport; phosphate ion transmembrane transport
Molecular function (GO): sulfate transmembrane transporter activity; oxaloacetate transmembrane transporter activity; thiosulfate transmembrane transporter activity
Source: RefSeq, a predicted model, not a curated record